Molecule: messenger RNA, 966 nt
Organism: Penicillium soppii
Lineage: Eukaryota; Fungi; Ascomycota; Eurotiomycetes; Eurotiales; Aspergillaceae
Exons: 2
Coding region: 1-966 (321 amino acids)
Source: RefSeq, a predicted model, not a curated record
AUGUCAACCAAGCCCAUUGAAAGAGUCGCUAUUGUCGGAGCUACCGGUAGAAUUGGUGGAUCAUUUGCUCAAUCCCUCGUGCAGACCGGCAAGCACACCGUGACAGCCCUUACCCGCCACGACAGUCAAGCCAAACUCCCCGAUGGAGUUCAGGCUAUUCGAGUUAACUACGACGAUGAGGCCUCCUUGAUCAAGGCAUUGGAGGGACAACAAUUUCUUAUAAUUACCCUCUCCGUUAGGGCCCCGCCAGACCUCCAUGGGAGAAUUACGGCAGCUGCAGGAAAGGCCGGCGUUCCCUACAUCAUGCCAAACGCGUAUGGGAACCCCGUCAACCCGGACGGUAUCAAGGAAUAUGAUGUAUACAGCAGCUCGACCCUUGAGAGAAUCAAUGAUGUGCAUAAUGCUGGUUCAUCUUCGAUCUACCUGCCAUGUGGCUUUUGGUACGAGUGGAGCCUAGCAUGUGGCGAGCCAUGGUUUGGCUUCACUAUCAAGGACCGAAAAGUGACCUUUUUCGACGACGGAAAGCGCAUUCUCAGUGUCAGUACUUGGAACCAAUGUGGCCGUGCGAUUGCUGGACUUCUCAGUCUACCUGAGGCUGGAGAAACACCUUCACUUGCUCAGUUCAAGAACGACAAAGUUUUGAUCAAUAGCUUCCGAGUCUCGCAGCGCGAUAUGCUGGACAGUCUGCAUCGUGUCUUGGGGACUACCGAUGACGAUUGGGAGAUUAGCUAUGAGACAUCCGAGAAGCGUAUUGCGGACGGCGCUGCGGAGUUGGCUCAAGGUAUCUUCAGCGGGUUUGCCAAAAUGCUUUACGGGGGUGCGUUUUUGCCAGCCAACCAGGAAAGCGAUUUUGCUGGGACGAUGGAGUUGGCAAAUGGUAUCCUGGGAUUGCCCAAGGAAGACUUGGAUGAGGCCACUCGGAGGGUGGUUGACAUGAUACAGGACAAUUGGAAUCCCUUUACUUGA